AUGAAAUCUAAUGGGAUUAUACAGACAUUCCGCCUAGAAAAAUAAAAAAAAAAGUUCAUAAUUUCAUAUGAAAAUCAAAAUUAAAUAAAGUAUAUAUAGGAUGGAUCUAUUCUAAGAAUGUAGCACUUCAUAAUUAAUUUAGAGAUUAUAUCAAAGACAAAUCAAUAAAAUAGGAGGUUCUAACCAAUUUGGAAUAGAUAUAAUAUUUAUUUUGGUUUGGAUAAUAUGGAGAGAAUAACAAAAAAAUAGAUAAAUGGAUAGCCACAUGGAAGGGAGAAACCUUAGUAGAUGUUGGUGGCUAUUACUCAGAUAAAGGAUUAAAGUAAGGUCUAUGGAAAGAAUUAAUAAAGAAUUAUUGGAGGUUAAUAAAAUUUAUUUUUAAAUAGUAAAGCAUAGGUGUAUGAAGUUGGAAAAUAUAAGAAUAAUUUGAGGAAAGGAUCAUGGAAAUACAUUUAUAAGGAUUAGGAGAUGUAUUAAAAAUUUACUUAGUUUAGUGGUGGAGGAAAAUACAAUUAGUAAGGUUAAAGAAAUGGUAAAUGGAUAGAGUUGAAUGAUUAAUUUUCUUAAUAUUCAUAAAUUGCACAUAUUGGUUUAUAUCAAAAUGGUAAAAAAGUUGGUAAAUGGGAUAUUUAUUAUAGAAAAGAUGAGAAUCAACCAUUUUAACUUCUGUGAUUAUAUUAUGAAAGAAUUAUUUAGUGGGGGUGGAUUAUAUGAUGAAUAACGUUCCAUGAAGAUUGGAAAAUGGAACGAACUAAGCAUAGGAUAUGAUAAUUUUUCUUAAGUUAUAUAUAGAGGUGAAUAUUCAAAAGGUAAGAAGGUUGCUAAAUGGGAUAUAUUAUUUCGAAAAGAUGAAUAGGAAACAUAUGAAUAAUUGUAUUUCUUUCAAUUAAAUGGUUUAGAGGAGGUGGAUUAUAUGAUGAUGAAGGUCAUAAGAAGAUUGGAUAUUGGACUGAAUUAAGCGACGAAUUUAAUUCUGGCUCGUAAAUAGUUUUUUAUGGAGAAUAUUAAAAUGGGAAAAAAAUUAAUAAAUGGAUUACUAAAUAGGAAGGAGAAGAGAUGUAACAUUAUUUUGUUUUUUUAAAUAAUUUUUAGUGCUGGGGGAUCAUAUGGCGAAGGAGGUUAAAUUAAGGUUGGAAAGUGGAUUGAAUUGAGUGAAGGAUACGGAAUAUGGUCCUAGGUUAUUUAUUAAGGUGAAUAUAGAAAUGGUAAGAAAUUUAGUAAAUGGGAAAUAUUAUAGAGGAUGAAAGGAAAUGAACAACUUGAAUAAAUGUAAAAAUAAAAUAGAAAUUUAGAGGUGGUGGAUUAUAUGAUGAAGUAGGUUCUAAUAAAAUUGGAUAUUGGACAGAAUUGAGUGAUGAAUUUAAAUAUGAUUCAUAAAUAGUUUAGUAUGGUGAAUAUUAAAAUGGGAAAAAAGUUAAUAAAUGGAUUACUAGUUUAGAAGGAGAUUAUUUGUAACCUUAUCUAAUUAAUAAUAAAUAUUUUAGUGGUGGAGGAUCAUAUCAUUAAGCAGGGACAAUUAAGGUUGGAAAGUGGAUUGAAUUGAAAGAUGGAUUUAAUGAAUGGUCUUAAGCUAUUUAUUAUGGCGAGUAUAAAGAUGGUAACAAAAUUGGUAUUUGGGAUAUUUUAUUUUAAAAACCCCUAAAGCAAGAAUUGGAAGUGAUGUAAUUAUCAUAAUAAAAUAUUUUAGUGGUAGUGGAUCAUAUGAUAAAGGAUGCUAAAUCAAAAAUGGAAGGUGGAUUGAGCUUAGUGAAAGAUUCAGGGAUAAUUCUUAAGUCACUUAUAAUGGUUGUUACAACAGAGGUAAAAAAGUUGGAAGAUGGGACAUCUUAUAGGAGGGAAUCAAUUAGUAAAUAAUACGAAUUAGCCUAAUUUUAGUGGUGGAGGAGAAUAUGAUGAAGAUUCAUUAAAGAUUGGAAGAUGGAUUGAAUUAAGCGAAAGUUUCUCAAGUUCUUCUUAAAUCACUUAUGAUGGUGAGUAUCAAAAAGGAAAAAAGGUUGGUAAAUGGAAUAUUUAUUAUAAGAAGACUUAUGAAACUUAUAACUACGAAUAUAUGUAGAUAAAAAAUAAUAUAUAUUAGCGGCGGGUGGAUUUUAUGAUGAAGUAAAGAUUGGUAGGUGGGUUGAGGAGUGCGAUAGUUUUAAUGAAUAUAAUUAAGUCAUUUAUAUUGGCGAAUAUAAAAACUGCAGAAAGGUUGGAAGAUGGGAUAUUUUUUAAAGAAAGGCAGGCCAGCAAAAAUUUGAAAAAAUGUAAAUAUUGUUAGAUAAAAAUACUAGUGGUGGUGGAAUAUAUCAUCAAGAAAAUUCAUUUAAGACAGGUUUUUGGAUUGAAUUGAGCAAUAGUUUUAGUAAUGAAUUGUAAUAUAUUUAUCAUGAUGAAUUGAAGAAAGGGAAGUAAGAAAAUCAAUAGAUGGAAAUGGAUUUGCAAUCUAAUAAAAUAAGUGAAUAAUUAAGAAAUUUUGAAUGA
This is a messenger RNA of Paramecium primaurelia, 2463 nucleotides long. NCBI's taxonomy places the organism in Eukaryota, Ciliophora, Oligohymenophorea, Peniculida, Parameciidae. The record is from the annotation of a GenBank genome assembly.